This is a messenger RNA of Coffea eugenioides, 621 nucleotides long. RefSeq lists its product as uncharacterized. The record is from RefSeq and is a predicted model, not a curated record. NCBI's taxonomy places the organism in Eukaryota, Viridiplantae, Streptophyta, Magnoliopsida, Gentianales, Rubiaceae. The transcript has a single exon. The coding region runs from base 1 to 621 and encodes 206 amino acids.
AUGACCGAUCUGUUGGCCCACGUAGCGAAGCAUCAUGGCCAAAACCCUAUUCCUCAACUGGAAAACCAUGUAGAAGGUGGGGAUAGGGCCCUCGAACGAUUUCAAAAGUUCUCUCCACCACAAUUUAUUGGAGGACCAGACCUAGAUGUGGCCGAGAAGUGGUUGGAGAAGAUGAUUGACAUUUUCGCUACUCUGCAUUAUACUGAAGAGAGACAGGUAACAUUUUUUGUUUUUCAAUUGGAGGGAGUAGCCCAUUCUUGGUGGAAUGUGAUCAGAAUGAAGUGGGAAAGAGAGCAAACACGAAGGACUUGGAUCAAUUUCAUGAGAAAGUUCAAUGCCAAGUAUUUUCCUCUUCUAAUUCAAGAGCAAAAGGAGGAUGAGUUCAUUAGGCUUAGUCAGGGAGCUCAAACCGUAGCAGAAUACGAGAGCCACUUUACUAGGUUGCCUAAGUUCGCUCUCGAACUUAUUGUGACUGAGCAGAAGAGGAUACGAAGAUUUAUUCAGGGGUUGAACGUUGAGAUUCAAAAGGAUUUAACCGUAGCUCAAAUCAAUAUAUUUAGUGAUGCUGUAAAGAAAGCCCUACGAGUUGAAAAUGCGAGAUUUCAAGUUAGAACCUUCUAA